Molecule: messenger RNA, 210 nt
Organism: Heterotrigona itama
Lineage: Eukaryota; Metazoa; Arthropoda; Insecta; Hymenoptera; Apidae
Source: the annotation of a GenBank genome assembly
AUGUCAGCGCAGAAGUGGUCUUCAUUACCCCCUCCUGGGGGAUACGGGCUCCCUCCGUUGGCGGAAACUUCGGACGUUGUCGCCGUGGCCCAUGCUUUCAAAAUUCUAAACGCAGAUGACCUGGCGGUUGCAGGCUUUGCGAGAUCGACAUUGGAAAACGUCGUCCGCUUGAAAAUGCGGUGGACGCCUAACGAGGAGGACAUCGCCUGA